ACAAAAAAAAAAAAAAAAAAAACAACAACUGGAAAUUAUGUUCCAAUCGGCGCGGAUCCAGCCGGCAAGAUGAUGAUUUUACCAAGGAGUGGGGUAGAUUGCGUAACGGAUUCGGUGGUGUUGGUGGUAUUCCUCGUGUCUACUUUUUUCGGGACUGCCUUGGCCAAGGAUACUGCUUUUGUGGAAGUGGUGCUGUUCGAGUCCAGUCCUAAUGGAGAUUAUACGACUUACACCACUGGUUUGCAAGGACGAUUCGCAAAGGCUGGAGCCAUUAUCAGCGCAGAAGGCGAGAUCGUGCAGAUGCAUCCUCUGGGACUCUGUAACAACAACGAUGAAGAGGAUCUCUAUGAGUACGGCUGGGUGGGUGUGGUCAAGCUGGAGCAGCCCGAGUUGGACCCCAGCUGUCUCACGGUUCUGGGGAAGGCAAAAAGAGCUGUCCAAAGAGGAGCCACUGCAGUCAUCUUCGAUGUCUCUGAAAACCCUGAUGCUAUUGAUCAGUUGAACCAAGGCUCGGAGGAUCCACUCAAGAGGCCUGUGGUGUAUGUGAAAGGAGUGGAUGCCGUGAAGCUCAUGAACAUUGUGAACAAGCAGAAAGUGGCGAGAGCGAGGAUCCAGCACCGGCCGCCUCAGCAACCCACAGAGUAUUUCGAUAUGGGGAUCUUCCUGGCCUUCUUCGUGGUGGUGUCGCUGGUCUGCCUGGUUCUCCUCAUCAAGAUCAAGUUAAAGCAGCGUCGGAAUCAGAGUUCCAUGAACAGAAUGGCUAUCCAGGCACUGGAAAAGAUGGAAACAAGAAAGUUUAAGUCAAAGAGCAAAGUUCAUCGAGAGGGGAGCUGCAGCGCCUCGGACACACUGACCAGCAGCUCCACUGCCGACUGUGCCAUCUGCCUGGAGAAAUACAUUGACGGAGAGGAGCUCAGAGUCAUCCCCUGCGCUCACAGGUUUCAUAAGAAGUGUGUGGAUCCAUGGCUGGUGCAGCAUCACACCUGCCCACACUGCAGGCACAAUAUCAUUGAACAGAAAAAGGGAAACCCUGGACCCGUCUUCGUGGAGCCUGGCAAUCCUCCCCACAGCCGGCAGCAGAGGGUGCUUCUUCCGGUACACUACCCCGGGCGAGUGCACAGGACCGGCCCGAUCACCUACCCAACUCAGACCAGCAUGGAUCCCCACGGCAACCCCAUCACUGUCCUGACAGUGGACCAGCACGGGGAGCAGAGCCUGUAUCCGGCGCAGUCCUCCAGCUUCGUCCGGAGCUACCAGCCCAUCCAUCUGGAUCGCUCUCUGAACCCCCGCCACUGCAACGGGGAGCACCGGCCCUCCUACCCCCAGCCCCACACCUUCAAGAGGCGCAACUUCUCUCGGCCUGCCUGCUUCUCGCAGUAUGAGACCAUGUACCAGCACUACUUCUUCCAGGGUCUGAGCUACCCACAGACUGAGGGCCAACCAGGAACCGGGCCGCACGUGGGCCCCGCCCAGGCUUUCCAGCAGGGCAUGCUGUUCCCCACGGUGGUGCACAUGGCCCCCACCACGUCUUCCCACCUCGGGGAGAGAGGCAGUACCUCCAGCUUCAGCUGCUACCACAGGCACCGCUCGGUGUGCAGUGGCUACCUGGCGGACUGCCCCGGCAGUGACAGCAGCAGCAGCAGCUCGGGGCAGUGCCACUGCUCCUCCAGCGACUCCAUGCUGGACUGCACUGAGGUGAGCAACCAGGGGGUCUAUGGGAGCUGCUCCACCUUCCGCAGCUCGCUGAGCAGCGAUUAUGACCCCUACGUGUACCGCAGCAGGAGCCCCUGCCGGGGGGCGACUAGCGAGGCUGGGACUGGCUGCCCACCCGCUCCCCAGGAUGAUCCUUCUGCCUCUUCCAGCCAUGAUUGCCUCCGGCCCCCAGCCCGGACCACAUUUUUCUCAGGGGACCAGCUGUCCGGCUGUAGCCUGGAGCCCAACUAUAGCAGCCACUCUUCUCUGGAACCAAGGGAAACCAAUACCACUACCUCAAACGGUGCCCUUGAGGCCAUUGAGCCAGAGCUCCGGGGCUGGAAGAAAGGGGCUGAGGACGGGCAGCAGGGGCCAGCCUGUAGCUGCUGUUUCGAGAUCCCGCCCGUCGCUUCAGAGAGCAAAGGGAUGGAGGUGGGCAGGGCCUUCUUUGUAGACGGGGCUCAUUGCAGCCGGGGGGCGGAGCCCAGGACCCUUUUAGGUUCCGCCCCUCAGAACUUGUACAGCGUUAACAUGGACCACUUGUGCCGGGCAGAGCCGAUGAAUUCCGAAGGGCUGCCUUGCUGUUUCUAUGAGGAGACAAGCAUUCACCGGAACAGUGGGGGCUGUUACGCUGAGGACUUUGCUGUGAGUGUCCAGUACCCAUGGACUGACGUGGAGCCCGCCUCCUCACAGAUCCAGCGCAUACCCAUCAUCCCAGAGGACAUGGACUGUGAGCUGGGUCAGGGGCCUGCCCAGGCAGGACAGGGCAGGACAGGGGCUCGAGGCGAGCCCAGCGAACUUUACUUCCCCUCGGAGACGUUCGGCAGCCGGAUGUACCCCCUUGAGGAAGAGGAGAGGGCUCUUUUUCACAACAACCGUCCCAGUUUCCAUGAAGCACAGGGGAAUAUUGCAGGGUCAUUAACAUCACACCUAUUGGAGGAAGAGAGCCCAGCAGCUCCCACCCUGUGACGGUGCAAGUUCACUCAUACAGGAAGCUUUCAUUUUUAUUAUUAAGACUCAAGCUCUUAGGGUUUAUAUUUUUGUUUUUGUUUUUUGUUUUGUUUUUUAGCUUUGAAAAAAAAAAAAAGAAACACACAAAAGUGGUAAUAUGGAGAAUUUCCAAAAUCCAGCACAUCUUCCUUCAGCCUGGAACUGUGCUCCCAUCUGUCCUCGUUUCUGUUCUCCGUGGCUUCUAGCAGACCAAGUCGUAUUGGUGUGCUCUCCUCGGUUCAAUGGUAAACUGAGCUGCGAGAUUAAAAACAGGACCAUGCAAGACUUCAAACUUCAGGCUUUCUCCAGAGAGUCUGGGCCUUCCCAUGUACACUCAGGGCUACAGCGGCUUUCGUAGCUAACCAGCAAUUCAUAUUGUACACACAGAGAUGUGGAAUAGUCUAGUUCUGUUACAGUGUCCUGUCCAUAUGAACUGAACAAGCUCACUGAGCUAGGUGCUUUCACUGGUAUGAUUGGGGAUGGUCAAUAAUAAUAAUAAUAUUAGUAAUAAUAAUUAAUAAUAUAAUAGAAUAUAUUUUUUGUAAGUGUGAUCGCAGUAUAACAUCGUCCUGAUAUUUUCUAACCCAUUGUUGCCCCAAUCUCCCUCCUUCUUCUUUAUGUAUGUUUUGUGCUGUUGUAAUAAAUAGGAACGCAACUUUGGAUCUGCGUGUGUUGGAAAAAGAGCCACAGUUAAAUAAAUCAUGUAAAUGGCAAGAAAUAUGGGAAUGAAUGCUGGCUUGAUCUAGAAAGAAGAGAAUGAAUGCUGGCUUGAUCUAGAAAGAUGAGCACAAACGCUGGCUUGAUCUAGAAAGACGAGAACAAACGCUGGCUUGAUCUAGAAAGAUGAGAGUGAACGCUGGCUUGAUCUAGAAAGAUGAGGAUGAAUGCUGGUUUGAUCUAGAAAGAUGAGGAUGAAUGCUGGCUUGGUCUAGAAAGAUGAGGAUGAAUGCUGGCUUGAUCUAGAAAGAUGAGAACAAACGCUGGCUUGAUCUAGAAAGAUGAGGAUGAACGCUGGCUUGAUCUAGAAAGAUGAGGAUGAACGCUGGCUUGAUCCCCAAAGGUGGAUUUUGAAAACAGUGUCUCUCUGAAAUGCUUGUCAGUGUUGAUAGUGUUAUCAGCAUAUGCCUUUCUUGUUUGUUCUGCAGAUUGUAUACUGUUUCUAUGAAAUAUGUCCAAACUGCAGAGACAACCAGUGAAGUCCCCCUGUUUAUAAGUGACCCGGAAUUCACUAGUAUAUCGUUUGCUCCCCGGCUGAACCUGAUCUGACCUGUUGCUUAUCUUCCUGCUAGAUAAUGUACAGUUGUGCUGGGUACUUGAGGCACCAUUUCAUUUUGAUUUCUUUACUUUUUUUUUAUUUGUAGCACUUAAAGGAUUGUAUUAAAAAAAUGGUGUACAAAAAAGUUAUUUUAUUUUCUCCUUCAUUACCAUUUUUUUAUGUUUUCUGAAAGGCUAGAAAGUCAAUGUGUGUAUAUUUCUGUAUAUGUAUAACAGCACAUUUCAUUUAUGGAAAUAUGUUCUCGGAAUAUUUAUUUACUAAUAUAUUUAUCUUUAAGCCAUGUCUUAUGUUGAGAGUGUAUGAGCGUUAUUGAAAUCAUUUUUUUAUGAGAAAUCACUAUCAUGAGACUUUGUAAAUACAUAAUAAUUGCACACAAAGAUUAAAUAUUCUCUGACCAAAAAACUGAUUUUUAAAUGUUAGUACUAUACAGUUUUGUAACAAAGUGUACAAAGGUCUGUAAAAAUACAGUUUUAUUCAAGUAAAAAUAAG
Polyodon spathula (Mississippi paddlefish) is the source of this 4447-nucleotide messenger RNA. Its product is annotated as E3 ubiquitin-protein ligase znrf3-like. Lineage: Eukaryota; Metazoa; Chordata; Actinopteri; Acipenseriformes; Polyodontidae. Gene Ontology annotation, molecular function: frizzled binding; ubiquitin protein ligase activity. The coding region runs from base 70 to 2661 and encodes 863 amino acids. The record is from RefSeq and is a predicted model, not a curated record. The transcript has 9 exons. Gene Ontology annotation, biological process: negative regulation of canonical Wnt signaling pathway; Wnt receptor catabolic process; ubiquitin-dependent protein catabolic process.